Messenger RNA from Nipponia nippon (crested ibis), 839 nucleotides. It is a transcript of the gene NPPA, whose product is annotated as natriuretic peptide A. Gene Ontology annotation, biological process: neuropeptide signaling pathway; receptor guanylyl cyclase signaling pathway; cGMP biosynthetic process. Gene Ontology annotation, molecular function: hormone receptor binding; hormone activity. Gene Ontology annotation, cellular component: extracellular region; cytoplasm. NCBI's taxonomy places the organism in Eukaryota, Metazoa, Chordata, Aves, Pelecaniformes, Threskiornithidae. The record is from RefSeq and is a predicted model, not a curated record.
AGAGAGGAUAGGACAAGGAAGAAAGAGACCUGAAGAGACAUCUCAGAAGAAACAGCUUGAACUUCCCUACUCCCAACGAACCCAGCGCUAUGGACACUAAAGGCUCAUUUUCUUGUGGCUUCUUCUUGCUGCUGCUCAUCCAACUCCAGUCCACCAGAGCCAACCCUAUCUACAGCCUCAGCCCUGCCAAAGAACUGGCCAGCAUGGAGGCUCUGCUAGAGAGACUGGAGGAGAAGUUUGCAAUGAUUGAAGCCCUGGAGUCCAAUCCUGACCUGCAAGAACCCAAAACCCAGGAGGAGAUCCCACCAGAACUCAUAGAUGACAGUGAAGACCAGAAGGCUGAACCCAGGCUAGCACCCAGCACCCCUCUGUCCUACAGGGACCCCUUCCUCAAGAGACUGAGGGGGCUGCAGAUGCCCAGGAUGAUGAGAGAUUCUGGCUGCUUCGGGAGGAGAAUUGAUAGAAUCGGCUCCCUGAGUGGAAUGGGUUGCAACGGUUCCAGGAAGAAUUAGGACAACCUCCCUAUACCCUACUCUGAAGAAUGCUUUACAGUACCCGUUCCUCCCAAGAUGAAAGCCGGAUGCUUUCUAAGCUCUUCAACAGAAAGUGAUUCCUAUUUUUAUUUAUUUAUUUAUUUAUUUAUUUGAUGUUUUUUAAAGAACAUUUCUUACUCUAGCACCAAGAGACCAUCUUUAAAUAAAACUAACACUUUAGACAUCUAUGCUGGACCUCUCUCCUGUCUGUUGCAUUAAAAUUUCUUGUAUUUUCCUGAAGUCAAAAGCCUAGGUUUUAUUGGUACUCUGCUACCCACAAGGCUGGAUCUUAUACAAGACAGAGAA